AGCACACGUUACUGAGUAUCUGAUCCUUCUCCCUCAUGAUCUUUCAGCAGUUAAAUGAACGGUGCAGUGGCCAUGGAGGCCACCAGGAGACGGACCCAGCCCGGUGCCAACGGUAAAACAUCUGAGCAUGAAGAGCAGCCGGCCCAGUGGGGGAGAGCGUGGGAGGUGGACUGGUUUUCUCUGAUCAGCGUGAUCGGCCUGCUCUGCUUUGCUCCGUUCAUCGUCUUCUACUUUGUGAUGGCCUGCGACCAGUACCAGUGCUCCGUCAGCCAGCCCGUGCUUGAGCUAUACCGAGGAGAGACUACCCUGCUCUCCAUCUGGGCCCGGGCGCCCUCCGUCACCUGGACAGCUGCGAAGAUCUACGCCAUCUGGUUGGCUUUCCAGGUGUUCCUGUACAUGUGUGUUCCUGAUGUUACUCAUAAAUUAAUUCCUGGUUAUGUUGGUGGAGUCCAGGAUGGAGCUCGAACUCCUGCAGGUCUGAUUAAUAAGUACGAGAUCAACGGGCUGCAGUGCUGGCUCAUCACUCACGCCCUGUGGUUUGCCAACGCCCACUACUUCCACUGGUUCUCUCCCACCAUCGCCUUUGACAACUGGAUCCCCCUGAUGUGGUGUGCGAACAUCCUGGGCUACGCUGUGGCCUCCUUUGCUUUCGUAAAGGCCCACUACUUCCCCACAAACGCUGAAGACUGUAAGUUCACGGGGAACGUCUUCUACAACUACAUGAUGGGCGUCGAGUUCAACCCUCGGAUCGGCCAGUGGUUCGACUUCAAGCUGUUCUUCAACGGGCGGCCCGGCAUCGUGGCCUGGACCCUCAUCAACCUGUCCUACAUGGCCAAGCAGCAGGAGCUGUACGGACACGUCACCAACUCCAUGAUCCUGGUCAACGUGCUGCAGGCUAUCUAUGUGCUGGAUUUCUUCUGGAAUGAGGCGUGGUACCUGAAGACCAUCGACAUCUGCCACGACCACUUUGGAUGGUAUCUGGGCUGGGGGGACUGCGUCUGGCUCCCGUACCUCUACACCCUGCAGGGUCUGUACCUGGUCUACCACCCGGUCCAGCUCUCAGGCGCUCACGCCCUGGCCGUGCUGCUGCUCGGCCUCGUCGGUUACUACGUCUUCCGCUCCACCAACCACCAGAAGGAUCUGUUCAGACGCACCGAGGGCGCCUGCUCCAUCUGGGGCCGGACGCCGGAGUUCAUCGAGUGCUCGUACCGCUCCGCCGACGGAGGCCUCCACCGCAGCAAGCUCAUGACCUCGGGCUUCUGGGGCGUGGCGCGGCACUUCAACUACACCGGCGACCUGAUGGGCUCUCUGGCGUACUGCGCCGCCUGCGGCUUCGGACACGUGCUGCCGUACUUCUACAUCGUUUACAUGACCAUCCUGCUGGUGCACCGCUGCGUGCGCGACGAGCACCGCUGCAGCAGCAAGUACGGGAAGGACUGGAAGCGCUACACAGAUACUGUUCCCUACAGGCUGAUCCCUGGAGUGUUUUAGACACAGAGAGGGGGAGGGAGGGGGGAGGGGGGGGAGGCGGGGCUUAGAUUAGAAGCAACACUAGAUGCUGGUUAGACAUGUGGACUCAGUGAUUUUUUUACAUAUGAAGAAUAUACCUCAAUGAUAACAUUUAGCACUUCAUUUAAUUCCUUCUGUAGUUGAUGUGUUUUUAACUUUGACAUGUGGAGAGCUGUGGACGAGUCCCGUUUAUGACGACAUCACACUUUGAUACAUCAGCCCUCUGUGUUGUCUGAACUGUGACCGUUUAACAUGAUAAAGAUCAUUUUCAAAAAAACGUUUCAAUAAAUCUACAGAAGCAGGACCAAG
Labrus mixtus (cuckoo wrasse) is the source of this 1818-nucleotide messenger RNA. RefSeq names its product 7-dehydrocholesterol reductase (gene dhcr7). Gene Ontology annotation, molecular function: 7-dehydrocholesterol reductase activity. The record is from RefSeq and is a predicted model, not a curated record. Gene Ontology annotation, cellular component: endoplasmic reticulum membrane. Gene Ontology annotation, biological process: cholesterol biosynthetic process; brassinosteroid biosynthetic process. NCBI's taxonomy places the organism in Eukaryota, Metazoa, Chordata, Actinopteri, Labriformes, Labridae. Bases 55 to 1491 code for a protein of 478 amino acids. The transcript is spliced from 7 exons.